Messenger RNA from Entrophospora candida, 553 nucleotides. The record is from the annotation of a GenBank genome assembly. Lineage: Eukaryota; Fungi; Glomeromycota; Glomeromycetes; Entrophosporales; Entrophosporaceae.
UGGAAGCAAAGGGGAAAAACUUUACGUGCUAAGCAUGCUAAGUGGAAGCAAAGGGGAAAAACUUUACGUGCAAAGCAUGUCAAGUGGAAAGCAAGAUUUCGAAAUUCUCAUGCUAAGCAUGCUAAGUGGAAACAAAGAUUUAGACUCAUACAACCCCAAAUUAAUCAACCUUUAGCAAAUAUGGCAACAUCAAGUGCACAAGCUAUGCAGAUCAUUGGAUCUGAAUUUUCAAAAAUACCGAGUUUCGUUGGUCAAGAAACACCAGAUGAUUAUAUCAGAACAAUCAAUACUACUUUAGGACCAGUACUUGGAUUGACUACUGAUGGACAAGUAAUGGCUGGUGAUCGCGGAAAUGCUAGUAUUAAUCCAACUUUACAUCUUGAUUUAUUGAAAGCUAAAAUGGGUGGGAAGUUUUCAACAGUACCAGAUACUAUUCCAGGAGAUUACCCAGUUAAUCAUGGUGUGAAUAUUACAACAGUUGAUUUAUUCACCGACUGGCUUAAUGAGAAAUUCAAAAGAGAAACUAUUGGUACUACGCAAUCGGCUUUUAUUG